Messenger RNA from Panicum hallii, 1718 nucleotides. Its product is annotated as tubulin alpha-3 chain. Gene Ontology annotation, biological process: mitotic cell cycle; microtubule cytoskeleton organization. Lineage: Eukaryota; Viridiplantae; Streptophyta; Magnoliopsida; Poales; Poaceae. The coding region runs from base 173 to 1522 and encodes 449 amino acids. The record is from RefSeq and is a predicted model, not a curated record. Gene Ontology annotation, molecular function: GTP binding; structural constituent of cytoskeleton. The transcript has 4 exons. Gene Ontology annotation, cellular component: microtubule; cytoplasm.
GGGAUGAUCACCUCCCCUCGGCGGCGUCUUCACAAACGCCGGCCCUUGCACGCUCGAUCGAUCGAUUGAUCGUCCUUCCCAUCCCUCGCCUCCGCCCCCCGAUUUUCGAGAGAGAGGUUCGCUUGAUCCGAAGGCUUCGCGCGCGGGAUCCUGAGGCGAGCCGAGGAGGAAGAUGAGGGAGUGCAUCUCGGUCCACAUCGGGCAGGCCGGCAUCCAGGUCGGCAACGCGUGCUGGGAGCUUUACUGCCUCGAGCACGGCAUCCAGCCUGAUGGCCAUAUGCCCGGAGAUAAGACUGUGGGACACUACGAUGACGCCUUCACCACUUUCUUCAGCCAGACCGGCGCAGGGAAGUACGUGCCUCGUGCAAUCUUCGUUGAUCUUGAACCCACUGUGAUCGAUGAGGUGCGCACUGGCAUGUACCGUCAGCUCUUCCACCCUGAGCAGCUCAUCAGUGGCAAGGAGGAUGCUGCCAACAACUUUGCCCGUGGCCACUACACGAUUGGCAAGGAGAUUGUUGACCUGUGCCUUGACCGCAUCCGCAAGCUUGCUGACAACUGCACUGGCCUUCAGGGCUUCCUGGUCUUCAAUGCUGUUGGUGGUGGCACUGGUUCUGGCCUUGGUUCACUCCUCCUCGAGCGCCUGUCUGUGGACUAUGGCAAGAAAUCCAAACUGGGCUUCACUGUAUACCCAUCUCCCCAGGUGUCAACCUCUGUUGUUGAGCCCUACAACAGCGUGCUCUCCACCCACUCACUCUUGGAGCACACUGAUGUCUCCAUCCUGCUCGACAACGAGGCCAUCUAUGACAUCUGCAGGCGCUCACUGGACAUUGAGAGGCCCAACUACUCCAACCUGAAUCGCCUAGUGUCUCAGGUGAUAUCAUCGCUGACUGCUUCCCUGAGGUUUGAUGGUGCCCUCAAUGUGGAUGUGAACGAGUUCCAGACCAACCUGGUUCCUUACCCGAGGAUCCACUUCAUGCUGUCGUCGUAUGCGCCGGUAAUCUCGGCAGAGAAGGCCUACCACGAGCAGCUGUCGGUGGCGGAGAUCACCAACAGCGCGUUCGAGCCGGCGAACAUGAUGGUCAAGUGCGACCCCCGGCACGGCAAGUACAUGGCGUGCUGCCUUAUGUACCGUGGUGACGUGGUGCCCAAAGACGUGAACGCAGCGGUGGCCACCAUCAAGACGAAGCGCACGAUCCAGUUCGUGGACUGGUGCCCGACGGGGUUCAAGUGCGGCAUCAACUACCAGGCUCCGACGGUGGUGCCGGGCGGCGACCUCGCCAAGGUGCAGCGCGCCGUGUGCAUGAUCUCCAACUCCACCAGCGUCGCCGAGGUGUUCUCCCGCAUCGACCACAAGUUCGACCUCAUGUACGCCAAGCGCGCCUUCGUGCACUGGUACGUCGGCGAGGGCAUGGAGGAGGGUGAGUUCUCUGAGGCCCGUGAGGACCUGGCCGCCCUAGAGAAGGACUACGAGGAGGUGGGCGCCGAGGGCGGGGGUGACGAGGAUGAGGACGAGGAGUACUGAUCUGCUUCCUGGAAUCUGUUGUGUGCCGUCAAUCGAUGUGUGACAUCUGUUGCGGUGUCGAAAAGACUUUUAAAUUUGAGUCUUCGGUUGUUAUGUUGGUGUUUGCUCCUCCGUAGUUUGUUGAACUUUUUCAGUACCAAGUCGUAAUGGAAUACUCCUGAGUAUCUCGCUUAAUAACUGUUUGGUUCACUCUACC